Eupeodes corollae is the source of this 1505-nucleotide messenger RNA. Its product is annotated as hydroxysteroid dehydrogenase-like protein 1. The transcript is spliced from 5 exons. Gene Ontology annotation, molecular function: oxidoreductase activity. The coding region runs from base 428 to 1396 and encodes 322 amino acids. NCBI's taxonomy places the organism in Eukaryota, Metazoa, Arthropoda, Insecta, Diptera, Syrphidae. Gene Ontology annotation, cellular component: endoplasmic reticulum. The record is from RefSeq and is a predicted model, not a curated record.
UAAUACAAUUUAUUUUUGAUCUUUUCGGUUGUUUUAUUAAAGAUAGGAAGUAUACAGAAUUUUCACUUUUAAAAAACUCAACCCAAAAACAGAAUAAAACAAUAAUAAAAGUCCAUUUUUGCAAGUGCAAGGGAAAAACAAAUGAAGUCAAUUUGUAUUCUGUUAUCGUUUUGAAAAAAUAAAAUAUUGGCAUCGAAUGUGACGACUAUUUUUUCGUUGAUGUUGAGGCUGAAAAACAAAUGUAGUUGACUUUUGGAAGCGUUAACUUUAGUAAUCGGAAUGCGUCUCAUUAUAAAACCUUUUUAAUCUGUUUAGUGUAAAACUAUUUAUCGCAGACACAAGUUUGACUUUUUAAGAAAUAUUCUUUAAUUUUGUUUAUAAUAAUUCUUAUUUAUUGUUGUUUUCUUUUUUUUAUUUGUACAAAAUUAUGAGUGAUUGUGGCUUCUGGACUUAUUUUUUGAUUCUCGUGGGUCUUUAUGUGUUGUUGUGUUUCUUGUAUGAACAUUUACUAUCAGGAGUGUUGAUUCUUAAAUCUCUCAUCAAUGAUUUCCUUGAUCCUGAAAAUAAAUUGGAUUUAUAUAAGAAGUUCGGGUCUUGGGCUGUCGUGACAGGAUCAACUGAUGGGAUCGGAAAGGCCUAUGCUAGGGAAUUGGCUAAAAAGGGCAUUAAUAUUGUCCUGAUUGCGAGAACCAAGGAGAAGUUAAUUGAUUGUUCCCAAGAGAUAGAAAAUGAAUAUCGAGUCCAAUGUAAAUGGAUUCAAGCUGAUUUUUCCAAAGGUGCUAUAGUCUAUGAUCACAUCAGGGAGGAACUUGAAGACAUUCCAGUGGGUAUUUUAGUAAAUAACGUUGGUUGUACAUAUGGGAGACUUGAUGAGAUGUCUGCAUUUUCUGAAGAAGUCCUUUGGAAUGUUAUGAAUACCAAUAUCGGGGCUGUAACAAUAAUGUGUCGUAUGAUGUUAAAUAAAAUGAAAGCUAGUGGGAGAGGUGGAGCAAUUGUUAAUGUUUCAUCCGCAACCGAAGCACAAGCAGCUCCAUAUGGAGCCAUAUAUGCAGCGUCUAAGGCCUACAUAAAAAGUCUAACAUACUCCUUACAAUAUGAAGUUGCCGACUAUAACAUCAACAUUCAACUAUUGUCACCGUAUUUCGUUGUGACUAAAAUUAAUUCUUUUUCAUCGAUGAUAAUGCGCGGCGGCUUAACAAUUCCAACUGCGGAAACAUACGCGCGAUGGGCUGUUUUCACCUUAGGCAGAACUAAACAUUCGACUGGAUAUUUUUGGCAUGCCAUUGAAAACACAGUAGCAAGUAUUGUUCCAUAUAGAGGACGUUCGUAUGCUGCGGUAUUGAUAGCAAGAGCGUUGAAAAAACAUCAAACGAACAGUUUAAAUAUGACAAAAUAAUUUAAUUUUUUUUAAUAUCUUUUAUUUUUAAAUUAGUGGAAACGAUGAAACAUGGUAAUGAGGCGCCUUAAAAGAGAAGAAAUAUAUUAUAAUCUAUGUUCUUUGAAGA